GUCAGACAAUUCUUAGAUUCUCGAUCUUUUUUUCCCUGUAGACUCAUUAAUACCAUCUGCCAAGAAGUUACUCCAGAAGUUACUCCCGAAGCUCUCAUGACUGAACAAGGGAAGAAUAGAGUUAGUGUGUAAGACUGGAAAUAGAAUUUGUCCCAUAGCACCAGAAUCUAUUUUCUCUAGAAUGGUAUGAAAGCAUUUCCAGUAUUUUUUUAUCAGUAAUAUCAAAAUAAUUUUCAAUGAAGUAUCAAAUCUAGAUGGUAAGGACUGUAUUUAGAAGUAGUUUUUUAUAAUCAUUUAUAUACUACAAGAGAAUUCAAUUGCCUCAAGUGAAUUUGAAAUUUAGGAAGAAAAAAAUAUAUACCAUAUUAUUAACAAGGACGUUUUCUUAGGGGAAAAAUCUUAGAUAGCAUCAAACUGGAGCCAAAGACAUAUUUGCCUAUGUCAGGCACCUAUAAAAUAUGCUUACUAUAAAAUAUGCUUAAGAUGCUAUUUAACAUAUAGACAGGGUUCAACAACUAGUGGCUGCUGUUUUAAUAAUAAGCAUAACUAAAUUAUUAGUGUCCUCCAACUUCUAUGCUUCAUUUCAAGCUAUACCACCUGUCAAUGCCACUUGCCCAGAAAGUCUGAUCUCAUCAUCCCAAAGAGAAACCCACUGUUAUUCGCUUCUCCAUAAAAAUCCAUAUUUUUUUUUCAGUUUUCAUGUUUCUUAGAGUUUAAUGCUUAAAUAGUAUGGGAUUUUACACAAGUGACCUGGCAUUUAGAUGGAGAGCAUUUUUAAUUUCUACAACAACAGUAACAAAGGGGAGAAGGUCGGCAGUGAGAGAAGGGGAAAGAAAGGGGAAGAACGAGGGAAUGAACACCUGGAAGACAGGUUGAGCCAGGUGAGAACAGUCUCCACCUGUCAGUCAGCAGCGUCUUCCCAGCUGCUCUGCCAGUGAGGCUCUGUCUGUCUGGAAUACACAUCUGUUGGUCUUCCCUGUGGGAUUGGAGUGUUCCUUUCCUGCAUCCAAAAUCUUUGCUUAGGAGCACUCCUCCCAGCUCUUGGUUGAAGAACAAUCACUGGCUAGGGCCAGUGAUAAGAAAAAGAUAUCCUUUAAUCAGGAAUGGGUUUUGUUGUGGUUCUUAAUAAAUGUGUUCAUAUUUUAAAAGGCAAUCAGUAGUUGUAAAUGAUGGGAUAAACCCACGACUCUCAACUCCAGCUCUACACGGCAGCUUUCUCACGGAGCAGAUCGCCUUAUAAGUACAGAAAAUGAACUUUGUGCCCAGGAUGCUCUAUGAAAACUUCCUCUGGUUCUAUGUAUGGUGCUAAUUCAGAAUAUCCCAUUGGCUGUGGGGCUUCAAAGAGACUGUUCACUUUCCUGUGUAUGUGAGCGUGUGUAAUUUCUGUUUACAUUACAGAAGGCUUUAAAGUUAAAAUUUAUCUUUGGGAAAUCUUACUUUCAUUUUACAAAAAUCCUUCCUUUUUGGAAGCCUCCUUACAUGAAAGUAAACAAAUUUCAAUACAAGUUUCUGUGUGUGCAACACAUGUCUUUAACCUUCCUGGAACCGGUGACCUGCAACUCCCAACAUUCUCAUCCAGUUGAAAGUCACAUUUACUAUGAAACUUAAUCUUUAAGGCUAUACUCCCUGUGCCUAAUUCUUUGUCACUCCUCCUCUCCACGUGGUCCUUUUUUGGGGUUAUUCAUGUGAGGCAAACAUUGGCUAGAAUUUACUUUGAUUUGCAAUACUUUGAGGCACACUAAUUUCAGUUAAAACUGGAAAAGAAACUAGUACUAGAGUCCUGUAAAUAGAUUUCAUUAUAAACAUAUACUACUCAUGAAAAUACAAUGCCUGGAGCAUGACAGUUACCCCAUAAAUACUUGAAUGUUCAUGAACAAUCGAGUGGGAAAAAAAUUAAAAUUCUCCCAGUGGUAAGUCUGUCUUCAGUCCAUAGUCGUAUAGGUACAGUCAUUGUAUCACUUCCAUUAUUGCCUGUAUGUAUUGCUAGCUUGAACAUUUUUAUUAAAAUGGCCCCUCAGAGCCAGGUGCAGUGGCUCUUGCCUGUAAUCUCAGCACUUUGGGAGGCCAAGGUGAGCAGAUCACCUGAGCUUAAGAGUUUGAGACCAGCCUAGGCAACAGAGUGAAAUCCUGUCUGUCUCUACAAAAAAAUUUCAAAAACUAGCCUGGCAUGGUGGUGCGUGCCUGUAGUCCCAGCUACUCAGGAGGCUGAGGUGUGAGGAUGGCUCGAGUCUGGGAGGCGGAGGUUGCAGUGAGCCAAGAUCAUGCUACCGCAUUCCAGCCUGGGUAAGAGAGCCAGACCUAGGGGGAAAAAAAAAAUCAUGUUUAGGCCUAGGACUUAAAGGAAAAAAAUGGCCCCUGGGGCUAAAUGUAGCCAACUUCCUUGAAAAAUCAAACAAACCGAAGAUUUAACAAUUGAAGUGACCAUUUUCUCACACCGAAUUUAGACAAUUCCUCCAAAAGGGCCAAAUGUUUGUAUAUAAGUACAACCUGAGUUUUCUAUUAUAGUUUUUAUCAUGUGGGAGUUAUCACAGGGACUUCAUUUUUCUGCCUUAAAAAUGCUGGCAGGAAAAAAAAUUAGUCAAUUGGGCAGAUAUAUUAGAAAGUGGCUUAGUGUCUUAGAAAUAAAAUCCAAAAACAUGUGUGCUGCACAGAUGUAUGAGGGUCCCUUUCCCUCCGGGUUCUAGGAGUUGUCUGUAGCCCGUUCACAGAGUAGUAGCAGCCUUGACCCUCUCUCGUUUGCCCACCCUCUUCCAAUAGCUAGUGAUUUCAGCAACUACCAAUUUCGGUAUUUCUGCAGGCUCUUCUGAGAAUGCUCAAAAACGACAGAAUGGCUUUUCAGGCAACCUCCAGAGACUAUCUCAGAGAAGAGAGCCUAACUCUGUGCUUGGGCACAUGUGGGCUAUUUUCCAAGGAACCUCAUACACUCCCUGAAGCCCGCAGAUUUCAGAACUGGGUUCAGUAUACUUCACAAUGAAGGAUGGGUAUUGAGUGUUUGUGCUCUUACCUGAAAAUGGCUGCGAUGAGUCAGAUAAGACAAGAGGUGUCACCAUCAGUACCUGGAUAUUAACUUCUCUUUUCUUUCCUAGGGAAUGCAGUCGGAUUUUUGGUGAAGAUGGUCUGACGCUGAAACUCUUUCUUAAAAGAACUGCUCCCUUUUCUAUUCUAUGGACUUUGACUAAUUACCUUUAUUUACUGGCUUUAAAGAAGCUGACGGCCACGGAUGUCUCCGCUCUGUUCUGUUGUAACAAAGCCUUUGUCUUCUUGCUGUCAUGGAUUGUGCUGAAAGACAGGUUCAUGGGAGUGAGGUUGCUGCAAUAAUGGCAAUUACCGGCAUUGUCAUGAUGGCAUAUGCAGAUAAUUUCCACGCUGAUUCCAUCAUAGGAGUGGCAUUUGCGGUGGGCUCAGCCUCUACAUCUGCAUUAUAUAAGGUCUUGUUUAAAAUGUUUCUUGGAAGUGCCAACUUUGGGGAAGCUGCACACUUUGUCUCCACCUUGGGUUUCUUCAAUUUGAUCUUCAUCUCCUUCACCCCAGUCAUCUUGUAUUUCACCAAGGUGGAGCACUGGUCCUCUUUUGCUGCUCUGCCAUGGGGCUGUCUCUGUGGGAUGGCAGGGCUGUGGCUGGCCUUCAACAUCCUGGUGAAUGUUGGGGUGGUGCUGACAUACCCAAUCCUAAUCUCCAUUGGGACAGUGCUCAGCGUUCCUGGAAAUGCAGCUGUGGAUCUCCUAAAGCAGGAGGUGAUAUUCAAUGUUGUCCGCCUGGCUGCUACCAUCAUCAUCUGCAUUGGGUUUCUGCUGAUGCUGUUGCCUGAGGAAUGGGAUGAAAUCACCCUGAGGUUCAUCAACAGCCUGAAGGAAAAGAAGAGUGAGGAGCAUGUGGAUGAUGUGACUGAUCCCAGCAUACACCUGCGGGGCAGAGGCAGAGCCAAUGGGACAGUGUCUAUACCACUGGCUUAGAGAGGGACAUAUUUUGAAUGCACGUGUAUGUAUAUUCUGUGAAUAUAACAAAAUUUUCUCACUACCUGUACACUCAAACGACAGUAUUAACUCUGAAUUUGGAUAAAUCAUAUGUGAAAUAAUGCCAACAAUAAAAGUUUACAUUUAUAUGCUUAUCAAGGAAUUGGUGUAAAUAAUCAUAAUGGAUUUUUUUAUUAAAACACAUUUGUCCUUGU
Messenger RNA from Homo sapiens (human), 4168 nucleotides. It is a transcript of the gene SLC35F4, whose product is annotated as solute carrier family 35 member F4. The record is from RefSeq and is a predicted model, not a curated record. The transcript has 5 exons. Bases 3270 to 3953 code for a protein of 227 amino acids. Lineage: Eukaryota; Metazoa; Chordata; Mammalia; Primates; Hominidae. Gene Ontology annotation, cellular component: membrane.